Schizosaccharomyces cryophilus OY26 is the source of this 1099-nucleotide messenger RNA. RefSeq lists its product as uncharacterized. Gene Ontology annotation, biological process: proteasome assembly. The transcript has a single exon. NCBI's taxonomy places the organism in Eukaryota, Fungi, Ascomycota, Schizosaccharomycetes, Schizosaccharomycetales, Schizosaccharomycetaceae. The coding region runs from base 223 to 606 and encodes 127 amino acids. The record is from RefSeq and is a predicted model, not a curated record.
CAAACCUACUCCAUAUUGGGUGUACUUUGGUUAAAGAUACGAAACUGGGAAAGUGAUUCGUGCUGAGAAAUACACUAUUUUUAUUUUAAAAAAGGAAAUUAUUACAUUGGUUUAAGGAACGAUUAACGAAAGUCAAAACAGGUGAAAAUACAAAGGGUCCAUUGGACGUGUAACCAAAAUUCACUUUAGCAAGAAGAAUAAGCCAAUUGGUAACUAUCAAAAAUGUUUCAAGUAAGUCGAAAAGUGAUUGAAACAAACAUUCACGGAGCUCCUCAUACCUGGAUUCAGCUUGUGGAAAUGCUUCCUUCAUCCUCAAUUUACGUUUGGGCAAGCAACAGUGGAUCUUGUCCAUCUGGAAAUCUAACACUUGCCGUUCCCGUCGGCAAGGACACGGCUACCACCGAUUUAGUAGGAGUGGGAUCUAUCGACGACUUGUCAAGAAGAAUGUCGAGAAUUCUGUCAAAACGUUAUCAGAUCCAAGCGUUCUGCAGCGUUAUACUUCAAGGAGAGUUUCCAAAUGAUCCAGAAAUCCAAUCCGCUUUUACAAUGGUAAUGGGUGCUGUAAGAAGUAUGAUUGAGGAGCAAAAAAAAAAUUCAAAUGCUUAAGUUUUAGUAAACUUUCAUCCUCACGAUAAAAUUGCGGGUCGCAUAGAUCGUUGAAUCCAUUUUUCUAUAUUUUCUUCUCUAAAAACAACAUAUUCGGAAGCUUUAUCUUCCAAGAUUUCCUUGCGACUCAGGAUCGACCAGAUAUUUGUCCAGUAAAAAAUGGCUUCAGUCAACUCUUCUUGACAUCUAGGUCCUUUCCCCAAACCAGUUUCUGCCCACAUGAACCACUCGUCCCACAUGGUUGCUUUCGCUUUUAGGAAUUUUCGCUCACUUGAUGGCAGGUACCCGUCGAAGCAAGUGUACCAGUGGAUAUAGAGUUCAUUUACGACGUCAUGAAUAUUUUCUGGUGGGAAACUGGGAGAAGCUAGUAACUUUUUCAUAGCCAGACGAUAAUCGUCCCAUAGUUUGGUCAAAAUCCUUGUCAAUAAAAACGCUGUUUCUUCCACUAGAAGUUUUGUAAUUUGGUCAAUUAAUUUAGUAGCUCGGGGAUGAG